CGCAUGCUCUGUGUCGGGGGGAGUGAUAGGAGCAUGAAUGGAGCAAAAUGGCGGAUCAUGUGCAGAGCCUAGCGCAGCUAGAGAUCCUGUGCAAGCAGCUGUAUGAGACCACAGACACCACCACCAGGCUCCAGGCAGAGAAGGCUCUGGUGGAGUUCACCAACAGUCCCGACUGCCUGAGCAAAUGCCAGCUACUGCUCGAGAGGGGGAGUUCUUCAUAUUCCCAGUUGCUGGCCGCCACAUGUCUUUCCAAACUGGUAUCACGAACAACCAAUCCCCUUCCCCUGGAACAGCGCAUCGACAUUCGGAACUAUGUCCUAAACUACCUUGCGACCAGGCCAAAGCUGGCAGCCUUUGUGACGCAAGCCCUCAUCCAGCUGUACGCCAGAAUCACCAAGUUGGGCUGGUUUGACUGCCAGAAGGAAGACUACGUCUUCAGGAACGUCAUUGCAGAUGUGACCAGAUUCCUGCAGGACAGUGUUGAGCACUGCAUCAUAGGAGUGACUAUUCUCUCCCAGCUCACCAAUGAGAUUAACCAAGCUGACACAACGCAUCCGUUGACGAAGCACCGGAAGAUUGCGUCCUCGUUCAGAGACUCCUCACUAUUCGAAAUCUUUACACUCUCCUGCAAUUUGCUGAAGCAGGCCUCUGGGAAGAACUUGAACCUGAACGACGAAAGUCAGCAUGGCCUGCUCAUGCAGCUACUCAAGCUGACGCACAACUGCCUCAACUUUGACUUCAUCGGCACCUCCACCGACGAGUCCUCGGACGACCUGUGCACCGUGCAGAUCCCUACCAGCUGGAGAUCGGCGUUCCUGGAUUCUUCAACCCUGCAGCUGUUCUUUGAUUUGUACCAUUCCAUCCCCCCGUCCCUCUCUCCUCUGGUCUUGUCGUGCUUAGUGCAAAUAGCGUCCGUUCGAAGAUCUCUAUUCAACAACGCAGAGAGAGCAAAGUUCCUGUCCCACCUUGUAGACGGGGUCAAAAGGAUAUUAGAAAACCCUCAGAGUUUAUCAGACCCAAACAACUACCAUGAGUUCUGCCGGCUGUUAGCCAGACUGAAAAGCAACUAUCAGCUGGGGGAACUGGUCAAGGUGGAGAAUUAUCCUGAGGUUAUUCGAUUGAUAGCCAACUUCACUGUCACAAGCCUACAGCACUGGGAGUUUGCACCGAACAGCGUUCAUUACCUGCUGAGCCUCUGGCAGCGCCUGGCAGCUUCAGUGCCCUACGUCAAGGCCACCGAGCCGCACAUGCUGGAGACGUACACACCCGAGGUCACCAAGGCCUACAUCACCUCACGCCUGGAGUCUGUGCACAUCAUCCUAAGGGACGGUCUGGAGGACCCUCUUGAUGACACUGGACUGGUCCAGCAGCAGUUGGACCAGCUGUCCACCAUCGGGCGGUGCGAGUACGAGAAGACCUGCGCCCUGCUGGUGCAGCUGUUCGACCAGUCGGCCCAGUCCUACCAGGAGCUGCUGCAGUCCACUAACUCCAGUGCCAUGGACAUCGCAGUACAGGAAGGGCGAUUGACCUGGCUGGUUUAUAUCAUCGGCGCAGUGAUCGGUGGCCGAGUGUCUUUCGCCAGCACGGAUGAACAGGAUGCUAUGGAUGGAGAGCUAGUGUGUCGGGUGCUGCAGCUGAUGAACCUGACGGAUUCCCGACUGGCUCAGGCAGGCAACGAGAAGCUGGAGCUGGCCAUGCUCAGCUUCUUCGAGCAGUUUAGAAAAAUCUACAUCGGAGACCAGGUGCAAAAAUCCUCUAAGCUCUACCGCCGGUUGUCAGAAGUCCUGGGCUUGAACGACGAGACCAUGGUGCUCAGUGUCUUCAUUGGGAAAAUAAUCACUAAUCUGAAGUACUGGGGACGAUGUGAACCCAUCACCUCCAAGACCCUGCAGCUCCUCAACGAUCUCUCCAUUGGCUACAGCAGUGUGAGAAAGCUGGUGAAACUCAGCGCUGUUCAGUUCAUGCUGAACAACCACACAAGUGAGCACUUUUCCUUCUUGGGCAUUAACAAUCAGUCCAACCUCAGCGACAUGAGGUGUCGGACCACCUUCUACACAGCACUGGGGCGUCUGCUGAUGGUGGAUUUAGGUGAAGACGAGGACCAGUUUGAGCAGUUCAUGCUGCCCCUGACAGCUGCAUUUGAGGCUGUAGCGCAAAUGUUCAGCACCAACACCUUCAACGAACAGGAAGCGAAAAGAACUUUGGUGGGCCUGGUGAGAGAUUUAAGAGGGAUUGCCUUUGCCUUCAACGCUAAGACCAGUUUCAUGAUGCUGUUUGACUGGAUUUAUCCCUCCUACAUGCCCAUCCUGCAGAGAGCCAUCGAGCUCUGGUACCACGUCCCAGCAUGCACAACUCCAGUCCUCAAAUUGAUGGCAGAGCUUGUUCACAACAGGUCACAGAGAUUGCAGUUUGACGUGUCGUCGCCCAACGGAAUCCUGCUUUUUAGAGAAACCAGCAAGAUGAUCACUACAUAUGGUAACCGUAUCCUGACGAUAGGGGAGGUGCCGAAGGAUCAGGUGUAUGCACUAAAGCUGAAGGGGAUCUCCAUCUGUUUCUCCAUGCUGAAGGCCGUGCUGAGCGGGAACUACGUCAACUUCGGCGUCUUCCGCCUGUACGGCGACGACGCGCUGGACAACGCCCUGCAGACCUUCAUCAAGCUGCUCCUUUCCAUCCCUCAGAGUGACCUGCUGGACUACCCCAAGCUCAGCCAGUCCUACUACUCUCUGCUGGAGGUACUGACCCAAGACCACAUGAACUUUAUCGCUAGCCUGGAACCACAUGUCAUCAUGUAUAUUCUCUCCUCCAUCUCGGAAGGACUUACAGCGCUUGACACAAUGGUAUGUACAGGAUGUUGUUCCAGCUUAGACCACAUAGUAACGUAUCUAUUUAAGCAGCUAUCCCGUAGCACGAAGAAAAGGGCGGCUCCCAUGCCACAGGAGAGCGACCGGUUCCUGCACAUAAUGCAGCAGCACCCAGAGAUGAUUCAGCAGAUGUUAUCAACUGUACUCAAUAUCAUCAUUUUUGAAGACUGCAGAAACCAGUGGUCUAUGUCCCGGCCUUUGCUGGGCUUGAUCUUGCUAAACGAGAAGUAUUUUGCUGAUCUGAGAAACAGUAUAGUGAACAGCCAGCCGCCAGAGAAGCAGCAGGCCAUGCACCUUUGCUUUGAAAAUCUAAUGGAAGGCAUUGAGCGCAACUUACUCACAAAAAACAGAGACAGGUUUACCCAGAACCUCUCAGUAUUUAGAAGGGAAGUCAAUGACUCCAUGAAGAAUUCUACGUACGGGGUGAACAGCAACGACAUGAUGAGCUGACAUUCCUCUGCCUCACAGUCCCCCUCUCAGUGCCCCCGGCCCCGCCCUACCCCCCCCGGCCCGGAUGCCAUGGGGGCCGCUGCCACAGUCCCUCUGCGCCCCUGUCCCUGACCUCUCCAUGCCUGGACCCCCUCCACCACAACCCCUUUUUGUGCUUUUUAUAUAUAUUUUAAAGUCAGUUUCCAGAAGUCACAGUCCUGACUAGAUACUGACAGCUGAGGCUCAAAGCCCACAGAGAAAUUAAAGGACAGUUGGGGAGCAGCAAGGACUUUCAAAGAGGGAAGCGUCCUCUCCAAACCCCCCUCCUGGGAGAGAAAGAGGAUCUUCAAGUGGGGAGGGGGGCUGGUCAUUGUAGUAGUCUGCUUCUGCCUGCCUUGUAUAAAAAAAAAAAUAAUCAAGUGUACAUUUUUUUCGUAACAUUUUGAACAAUGUUUAUAAUAAUUCAGUAUCAAAAGACAAAAAAACAGUGUGAUUGAAAUUUUUACAGUCCAGUAGUAGUACAGCAGUGUUGAGUGCAGAGUUUGGAUGUGUGUAAGGGGUACACAGUUAUAUCCAGGUGACAGAUUCUGUUAGAACUGAGAGUGUGUGGGAGAAUGGAUUUUUGUGACGGAAAAGAAGGGUUUUGGGGGAGUGUGAGAGAAUUUCAGAUGAUCAAACCUGUUGUAGAUUUUCCUGUAACCUUUCAAAUGACCCGAGCGCAAAAAGGAUUUGUAAAUACAAAGCCCUGCUGCCUUGCAGAUGUUGGAGGAGUAUCUGUCCGAGUCAGUGGGUAUCCGUUCCCUUCAGUGAAACCAGGGUUUCCCGAGAGUGACCUUUGACCUAGCCUGGGGCUCAGGCUCCUUCUCUCUGUCACAUUGACCAUCACCAGAGUUCAGUUCCAUUCACUGCCAGCCUUGCAUUCAGCCCUACUCCCAAAGUCCAAAGACUGGACUCACAUCAGUAUUGGUCCAAUCACUCUAAACAUUUUCUUGACAACAGUUGCCUUUGGUUGAAUCUCACAGUAAUUCUGUCUCUUAUGGCAUUGGUAUUAAUCUGGCGUUCAGGUGGAGAGGGCUAAAAGGGUAUUGCCCUUUUCCAAGGAAAAUUUCCAUAUUCCAAGGAAAGCCUGGCAUUUUAUCAGUGACCAAGUGUGGCUAAAUUCAAGACCUGAAUUGUUUCAAGGUUCUCUCGCUGACUCUUUUCUAGGUCACCCUUUACUUCAUUGAC
Megalops cyprinoides (Indo-Pacific tarpon) is the source of this 4517-nucleotide messenger RNA. Its product is annotated as exportin-7. Gene Ontology annotation, cellular component: cytoplasm; nuclear pore. The coding region runs from base 48 to 3311 and encodes 1087 amino acids. Gene Ontology annotation, biological process: protein export from nucleus. The record is from RefSeq and is a predicted model, not a curated record. Lineage: Eukaryota; Metazoa; Chordata; Actinopteri; Elopiformes; Megalopidae. Gene Ontology annotation, molecular function: small GTPase binding; nuclear export signal receptor activity. The transcript has 28 exons.